Molecule: messenger RNA, 1305 nt
Organism: Penicillium lagena
Lineage: Eukaryota; Fungi; Ascomycota; Eurotiomycetes; Eurotiales; Aspergillaceae
Product: ankyrin repeat domain-containing protein
Exons: 3
Coding region: 1-1305 (434 amino acids)
Molecular function (GO): protein binding
Source: RefSeq, a predicted model, not a curated record
AUGUGGAUUGAAGCCCUGCCAAAUGAGCUACUGUAUAUUAUUGCAAAGAUGCUUGUUCGACAGCGCGACAUCAACGCUUUAGCUCGGACAACUCGCCAUCUAUAUUCCCAUCUCAGUCCUCUCUAUUCAAAUAAUGUAAAGUACGGCAACGCGUCUGCCUUGUGGUUCAGCGUGUUUCACGAGCUACCUGGGACUACUCGACUGCUCAUCGAGGCGGGGGCUGAUCUCGAAAUCAGAGACCAAUAUAGAAAGACUCCACUACACGUGGACGCCUACAGUAGAGGCGUUAAGGUUGCCAAGGUCCUUAUUGAGGGCGGAGCCGAUAUGAAGGCCCAGUGUGACUGGAUGGGACCCCGUGGGAUGACCGCAAUCCACCUAGCAGCAUCAAACAGAUUUUCAAAAAUGGUGGAGCUACUCUUGGAGAAGGGAGUCGACCCCGAUCUGGCGAACGAAUUGGACGACUUCUCGACGCCUGUUCACUAUGCAGCAGAUAAUGGUUCAAGGUCCGUCGUGAGGCUACUGGUAAAGAAAGGCGCUCAAAUCAACAGAAGGAGGAGGAAUUUUCAUGACACCGUUAAGUCUGAUGUGGGAGCUGAUAUAGAAGCGAAGCGGGAGCUGCAUGGUAUAUCUCUAUUCCAGGCCGCGGUGGGGAACUAUGAGCACGUCGUGCGGCGGUUACUUAAGAAGAAAGUUAAUAUAGAAGCUUUAUUCUUUGACGGCAAUGCCGAUAAUCCGUUGCAAGCGGCGAUAUUGGAGAUGAUGACUGGCCUAUGUGUGACGGUCGGAUCGGCAACCCUACACGCAUGGACUAAGGAUAUCGUGGGACAGAUUGGCAAGAAGAACAAGACCUGCGGGUUCUUUGUGAACUUGCUCCAAGAUGUUUAUGCCAAGAACCAUAUCUUGCGGGACGAGCGUGUCCAGGGCGCUGAUAUCGGCACCAACGCAGUACCGCUCGGCCUCCCUGAACAGCAGGCCAUGGAUGUCGUACCUCGACGAUCAUAUGCCGAGAGUGCAGGGUCUUGGGACGUUGAGAUGGACGUUCCCCUCCCGUCAGGAUGCCGAUCCCGAUCUCCCGCAGCUGGCCUUCCUCCGAUCCGGCAACGCUCUCCUCUCUCGCAGCCAAAGAACCCUGGAACGGGUCUAGAUGACGACAACAUUGAAGAGCUCGAGUGCGGUCUGCAUCGGGCAAAGAUAAGUCGUCUGGGAAAAGAGAAGGAGAUACUGGAGAAGGAGAACGAGAUCAUCGAGGCCGAAGAGGCGCUCGCAGAACGUCUCCUCAAAUCCGCAAAGGCUCGUAAGAAGUAA